AUGCAAAAUAACGAAAUACUUCAAUGUCUAGACGACAUACAAUCGGAAAUAGACAAUGAAUAUGAAAAGUUUGCACGGGAAGACUUCGAAUGCAAGCUAAGGUGGCACAAAAUAGUCAAGCCGCUUUUUGCAAAAUGUAGAGAGUUUGUGCACAGAUUGCCUGACUUCUCGAACACAUACUGGGAGCAGGUGCUUUUGAACUAUGAAAUUGCAAAGGCAUUGCUUCCUGUUGACGAGGAUGGCAACAUAGAUGCCAAAUGGAUAAAAUUGCUAGAAGUUGACUACCUCGAUGGAUACAUGUACAGGGUUCAUGCUGAGCUGCAUGAAAAUAACUUCGUAGGCAAUGCCACGCUUACAAAGAUGAUUUGCCUGAAUCAAAAAAGAGUUGAGACAACCGCAGUUGAGUGGAAGAAUGAUGUAAGGUGGCCUGUUUUUGCAUUUUUUGAAAGCAUGGACGAGGAUCUUGAGGUAUUUGACAUCCUCUAUGAAGCAUACUUCAACUCUGCGUUUUAUUUCCUGACCGCUCAGACAACUUAA
Molecule: messenger RNA, 537 nt
Organism: Ordospora pajunii
Lineage: Eukaryota; Fungi; Microsporidia; Ordosporidae
Exons: 1
Coding region: 1-537 (178 amino acids)
Source: RefSeq, a predicted model, not a curated record